This is a messenger RNA of Phaedon cochleariae (mustard beetle), 1865 nucleotides long. The record is from the annotation of a GenBank genome assembly. NCBI's taxonomy places the organism in Eukaryota, Metazoa, Arthropoda, Insecta, Coleoptera, Chrysomelidae.
GCCAAUUGUUCUAUGAAGGGCACCUCACGUUGUCUAUAAAAAGAGAAUCGGUCGUAUACCGAGUUUUAUUCUCGCUUUUAUUCAAAUCCUCCUCCAACUGAAGUGAGCUACGACAGUGUUGGUAGCAGUCGAGAAACAAUCGAGAAACAAUAAGAUCCGAGAGUGUGUGAAAGUGGGCAGAGAUUUGUUUGGUGUCGGUUGGUCCGAGAGGAGAAAGUGAUUUUUGAGUUUGUACCAUGGACUCACAAGAAUUCAGGGAGUUUGGCAAAGCCGCUGUUGACUACAUUGCCGAUUACUUCGAGACCAUCAGGGAGAGACCUGUUUUGCCUUCGGUCAAACCCGGAUAUCUGGGCGAUCUCCUCCCGAAGGAACCCCCACAGACAGGCGAAUCAUGGCAGGACGUGCUACAGGACGUCGACAGGAUCAUAAUGCCAGGACUCACGCACUGGCACUCCCCCAGGUUCCACGCCUACUACCCUACAGCCCAUUCCUUCCCAGCGGUGGUAGGGGAGAUGCUCAGCGCUGGAUUCGGCUGUGUGGGAUUGAGUUGGAUUGCUAGUCCUGCCUACACAGAAUUGGAAGUGGUUAUGAUGAAUUGGCUCGGAAAGCUGCUAGAUUUACCAGAGGAGUUUCUGAAUUGUUCAGAAGGUCCUGGAGGAGGGAUAAUACAGGGAUCAGCAAGCGAGGUGACCUUCAUAGGCUUACUAGCAGCCAAAGAAAAGAAAGUCAAAGCCCUCAUGGAGCUCAACCCAGACCUCAAGGAAUCCGACAUCAAGGGAAAACUAGUAGCGUACGCCUCCGAUCAAUCCAACUCCUCAGUAGAAAAAGCCGGCCUGCUGGGUUCCAUGCCCAUGAGACUGCUGCCAGCCAACGCAGAAGGAAAGCUCACAGCCUCAACUCUCCUAGAAGCGAUUCGCCAAGACAAGAACAACGGUCUGAUACCUUGUUAUGUAGUGGCCUGCCUGGGAACCACUCCCACUUGCGCUUUUGAUGAUCUGGAAGAAUUAGGCCCCAUCUGCAACAAAGAAGAGAUCUGGCUUCAUGUAGACGCUGCCUAUGCCGGUUCAGCCUUUGCGUGCCCCGAGUACCGAUAUCUGAUGAAGGGUGUGGAAUUCUCAGACUCGUUCAACUUCAACCCCCACAAAUGGAUGCUGGUGAACUUCGAUUGCUCCGCUAUGUGGGUGAAGAACGCGAAAUACCUAGUGGAAGCGUUCAAUGUCCAGAGGAUUUACCUCAAAGACCAACACAAGGGCUUGGCUCCUGAAUACCGACACUGGCAGAUAUCGCUCGGCAGGAGAUUCAGAGCCCUUAAGCUCUGGUUCGUCCUGAAGAUAUACGGGGUUGAAGGGAUCCAAAAGCACAUACGUCACCAAGUCGACCUGGCAAAGUAUUUCGAGGAACUGGUAGGGAGAGACAAGAGGUUCGAGGUGUGCACUUCAAGUAUGGGGCUUGUUACGUUCAGGUUGAGAGGAAACGAUAGUCUGACUCAACAGCUGCUUGAAAAGGUUGAUGAUAGAAAACAUAUUUUCGUUGUGGCAGGACGAUCAGAUGGUAAAUUCGUGAUCAGAUUCGCUGUUUGUAGCCGUUUGACAGAAAAGAGGGAUGUUGAUUUCUCUUGGGAGGAGUUGUUGUCGCAAGCUGAGGAGAUUGUUCCUUCAAAGAACAAGAUCAAUACUGAACUGAGUGAUAAGAGGAGUAUUGCUUCUAUAGAGUUGACGGAUGCCGCUAGAGAGAAAAUACGAAUGGAGAAGUCCAAGUAGUGUUUAGGUCAAAUUUUAUGUAAGAUAUCAUGUAGUAUAAUUUUUCCCUUAUUUAUUAUUAAGAUUUCUGAAGUUUUUGAAUAAAGCUAUAUUUUGUGUUAUCAA